This is a messenger RNA of Colletotrichum higginsianum IMI 349063, 354 nucleotides long. Its product is annotated as Fungal hydrophobin. The transcript is spliced from 3 exons. The record is from RefSeq and is a predicted model, not a curated record. Bases 1 to 354 code for a protein of 117 amino acids. Gene Ontology annotation, cellular component: extracellular region. NCBI's taxonomy places the organism in Eukaryota, Fungi, Ascomycota, Sordariomycetes, Glomerellales, Glomerellaceae.
AUGAAGCCCACUGCGGUCUUCCUUGCGUUUCUCGCUUCCACCGCGGUCGCUGCGCCCACAAACCUGAAGGGCACCGAGGUCUUGGACGAAUGCGUCUCAGACUCCGUCGGAAGUGCCGGGACUAUCCUCGAAGACGUCUCUAUUCUUUCCGCCAUCUGCAAGCUCGGCAAACCGGUCUGCUGCCCAGUCGAUGUUGCGGGCGUCGAAUCGCUGCCCUGCGCCGCCCCCUCUACUGCCCCCGUCACUAUUGCCGGCUUCCAAGCUUCUUGCAAAGUCAACGGUGAUCAUCGCCCAAGAUGUUGUGUUCUUGACAUUCUCGGCUCUGCUGUUUCCUGCCAGGAACCCGUCGCCUAG